AUGCGUGUCACAACCCAUCCCCAAAAUCCUCCAGCUUUGGGGGAACUUGCAGUUGUCAUUCAGCAGGCACUUGAAGCCAACUUUGCCAGCGCAACUGUCAAGGUAGUGGAAUGCCCCGACCUUCGACAGGCUCCUUUCAGCCUUGCUGCACCUGGUCUUUCGGGCAAUCCAUGUAUAGCCGACAUUGGUGGUCAAUCCAACCUCUUCCCUUCACCUAAUUUUGAGGCGAAGUAUUCAUUAUUGUCCCUGGCCAAAGACAUGCAAAUGUCGCCCGCUGGGGGAUCUUUGAUAGGGGCUGGUGCUGGUCCAUUUCAAGAUAUUGGUCGUAAUUCUGAACUUGCACCGAACAUCUCCUGGACAGCAAAAGCUCCGACAUCAGACUUUGAUGAUGUCAACUCCUUGCAAGUUACAAAUCAGACUUAUGUUAUACAAACCCGGGAUGAUGGUUCACCGUGUUGUGAUAACACCCCGAGUACUAAUUGUGCUCUCAUGAUGAACCUUUAUGGAUCAAAUGGUGAUACUGGACUAGUUCUCAAGGUAACUGCUCGUGCUCGAAGGGGUGAUUUGAACUUCACAAACGCUAUCCGCUUGGGACUGCAUGAUCACUAUGGCGAUAAAAGCCCAGUCAGCCUUGGUGGUGUCUUUCUCUUGAAAUCUGGAAAGGCCAAGUUUCAUAUCAUGCCUGAUUUUCCUCCAAAAGAUCAAUUGCCAUUUCAAGGUCGAGACCAGCUGGAGAAUCAAUGGCUCACGUAUCAUAUCUUUCAAGCGCCAGUUGUGUGCUUGACAGUUAUGCACAGUGCUGACCCGGAAGGACUAGGCCUACGAAUGGAGCAUACGCAUUGUUUUGAGACAGGUGGAAAUCACAAAGGUGGACAUUACCAUUAUGAUAUUGAAGAGGAGGAGGUAGAGUAUGAAGCUUACCUUCACCCGGCUUCCAUUCUUUACAGAAUUGAUCAGCCAAACUAA
This is a messenger RNA of Penicillium taxi, 966 nucleotides long. RefSeq lists its product as uncharacterized. The transcript has a single exon. Gene Ontology annotation, cellular component: nucleus. Gene Ontology annotation, molecular function: hydrolase activity, acting on ester bonds; zinc ion binding. The record is from RefSeq and is a predicted model, not a curated record. The coding region runs from base 1 to 966 and encodes 321 amino acids. Lineage: Eukaryota; Fungi; Ascomycota; Eurotiomycetes; Eurotiales; Aspergillaceae.